AUGAACACCGGGGUGGGCAUCUGGACCGACGAGGACACGGAGCGAGCAAUGAUUGAAAAUCGCGGGCUCAGCACCGACAAAUAUAUUCGCGGAAGUCGACUAGGCCUCGGCGGCUCUAGCAUCGUACUCAAAAUACGACGGGUCAGCGACGGCAAGGUGCUCGCCGGCAAGUCAUCCAAGGCGCCCGAGGACUUGCGGCGGGAGGCGGAUACACUCAAGCUCCUGCGACAUGACCACAUCGUGGCGUUCGUCGAGCUAUACCAGGAUGUGCUCUCUCCGGGGUCCGACCUCCUGCUCAUGGAACUGUGUCCCCAUGGAACCCUCCAGGCGCGAAUCGACCAAGCAACGCCUCACAUGGCGCGGGGCGAGAUCCUCACUGUCGUGCUGCACGUUGCGCGGGGGCUGGGGUACUUGCACGCGCGGGGGCUGUAUCACUCGGACGUGAAGCCGCGCAAUGUGCUGAUCCGGACGUUUCAUCCUGUUCACGUGGUGCUUGCUGAUUUCGCUGACGUCAGGAUAUCUGGGCAGCCGGGCAAGUUGCAGGGCACGCCGGCGUAUUGGUCGCCAGAGAUGAAGGCGAGGGGCGAGCACUGUGGUGCGGCGGACGACAUGUGGGCUUUGGGGGUGACACUCUUGGGUAUGGUCGGGCAAUGGCCGCAGAUGGUGUAUACGGAGAGUGAGCUGGAGAUGUAUCCUGGGAGGUGCUUCGAGCAUGUGUGCGGGUUGAGGGAGUUGAAUCCGGGGUUGGGGAUUGUGGAGUUGUUGAUCGGGCUUUUGGCUUGGGAGGCUGAAGAGAGGAUGACUGCGGAGCAGUGCGUGCUGGCGGUUGGCGAGUUGAGAGGAGAAGAGAGAGAAGAGGCGGAGGAGCUUGGGAUCACAUCGCCCGAGGCGUUUCGGCCCAUGUCAUUUUGGUGA
Molecule: messenger RNA, 915 nt
Organism: Metarhizium album ARSEF 1941
Lineage: Eukaryota; Fungi; Ascomycota; Sordariomycetes; Hypocreales; Clavicipitaceae
Product: Protein kinase domain containing protein
Exons: 2
Coding region: 1-915 (304 amino acids)
Biological process (GO): protein phosphorylation
Molecular function (GO): ATP binding; protein kinase activity
Source: RefSeq, a predicted model, not a curated record